UUGAUACCAAUCAAAUCACACUAACAAGAAAAUGGAGGAUCUCCGGCGAUUGAGAUCGGAAAUACAGCGGCCCGCCGCCAACAUCGGCGUCUCCGACGACAGGUUCACCGACGUCUUCGGGGGCGCUCCCCGCAGCAUAUUCUCCCACCACCUCUCCGCCGCCAGUUGCUUCUACGACGACAUAUUUUGGCCGACUGAGAAACCGGCAUCGGCGGCGGCGCAGCUGGUGAGGCGGAGGGGCCGGAAUUUGCCCCUUUUCGAUAUUCCAUCUUUGCAGCAGGUUAGUAUUGAUCGUAGCAGCCGCCAAAGGAGUGGCUUUUUCAGCGACAUUUUCGGAUGGGACGCCACGAAGAUGAUGAGCUGGAGGUCGAGGUCGAAGACGAAUUCGUCGUCGGUGCUGAGCUCCGAGGAGCUCAGCCCUGUCCGCUUUCCCGUAUCCGACGACGUUUCCUUAUUAGCUUCCAAGCUCAGGCCAAUAAACAUCAAGACUAAGUGGGAUUCACAUCACAAAAAACAGCCACUGUUUUCCAACAUGGAUUGUGAAAAUGAGUUUCUAGAGAAAUUAUGGGGAUCCAAAGAAAUCGAAGAAAAUCUUGAUAUUGAGCAAAUGAAAUUCAGAGUGACUGAAAACGACGACGUACAGUUCAACUCACCAUCAUCUGCGAUAUCAAACGCAGAGAGCUGCGAAAUAAUCGAUGAAGAAAUGGAAAUGGAAAUGGAAAUAAAAAUAGAUGAAGAUGAGUUGAUGAGCUCGUACGUGAUAGAGCUUGAUUCAUGUAGCCGAGACACUGCAUACGAAUCCACCGAUGUCGAUGAAGCCAUCGCAUGGGCCAAGGAUAGGAUUCACAAAUAUUCUUCUCAAGAGAAACCAAUUAAACAAGUUGAGGAUAGCUCUCUAUUAGAAGAUGACAUGAGCAUACUCGAUGAGAAGAUAAGGCUUUGGUUGACCGGCAAGGAAUCCGACAUCCGGUUGCUAUUAUCUUCCCUACAUCAUAUUCUAUGGCCCAAUAGUGGAUGGAUCGCAAUACCUCUAAUGAAUUUAAUGGAGAGCUCGCAGGUUAAGAAAGCGUAUCAAAAAUCCGUUUUGUGCUUGCAUCCGGACAAGCUACAACAACGGGGAGCCUCACUCUUACACAAGUACAUUGCGGAAAAGGCCUUUGUCGCUCUUCAGGAUGCUUGGACAACGUUUACCUCUCUAGAUGUUUCGUGCCGUUGAGUAUCUUUUGGUGGCUUGAGUCGGAUGUGGAGGUAUGAAGAGUGACAUCUAGUGAUCAAUCAUGAACGUCUUUAAUUUAGUGGAAUGUAGAGUUCAGAACCAUUAAGCAAUCGCCAUCGCCUCCAAUGUGAUGGUGAUACUUUGAGGAUUUUGAUAUGUAAGAUUGAAUUAUUGUAAGAAAAUGUUGGUUGUAGUAGAUGUUGUAAUAAAUUAAUGGCUGGUUUAUGUAUGAUGAUUUUUUUUUUUGUAGUGAA
Salvia hispanica is the source of this 1470-nucleotide messenger RNA. RefSeq lists its product as uncharacterized. The record is from RefSeq and is a predicted model, not a curated record. Gene Ontology annotation, cellular component: vesicle; intracellular membrane-bounded organelle; cytoplasm. Lineage: Eukaryota; Viridiplantae; Streptophyta; Magnoliopsida; Lamiales; Lamiaceae. Gene Ontology annotation, molecular function: clathrin binding. Gene Ontology annotation, biological process: clathrin-dependent endocytosis; clathrin coat disassembly.